Molecule: messenger RNA, 3904 nt
Organism: Mya arenaria
Lineage: Eukaryota; Metazoa; Mollusca; Bivalvia; Myida; Myidae
Exons: 2
Coding region: 909-2321 (470 amino acids)
Biological process (GO): G protein-coupled receptor signaling pathway
Cellular component (GO): membrane
Molecular function (GO): G protein-coupled peptide receptor activity
Source: RefSeq, a predicted model, not a curated record
UGCAUUAAUCUGAUAAAAGAUAAAGGAUAUUCAAAAUAUUCGUUGAUUAAAAUUCGAAAAAAAUCACAAGGUUGAAAAUGCUCGCCAACAAAGCUUUAUUAAUCCCUGAUUAAUUUCUUUUCUCAUGUUUUGUACAUGUCAUUGUACCCGUGCUUGGGUGACGAAAUGCACGAGAUGUCGUCCACACGUACACGUACUAUCUAUUUAAAACAAUGAAAUAAACGUGCAGAUAUCUAAAAAUGUGACGUUGCAAAGCCUGUCAUAACUGUUGAUUUUCUCUAUAACUAUGGGACGUCAGGGAAUAAAUGCAAUUAUCGCUUUCAGUUUAAAAUGCUACAGUUGUAAUAACAUAUCUGUAUAUGACACUUAACUGUCAAUGAAAAAGAAAUAUAAGGCUUUAAACCAAGCUUUUAUUGCCAGCGAAAUGCUGUGUCAGUGUGUGUGUUUAUGUUUAGAUUAUUCAGUGAAAGAUGAUGUAAGGAAGCUCCUGUGGUGGAGGGAUUUUAUUUUAUGUUUGAAACAGUAGCUGUAUUAAACGUAGGUGCUCUUGAUUUCGUGUCAUCGUUCUAUUCGUGUUUUCAUAUGGAAUUCAGGUCGUGCAUCAAUCGUAGGGGAAGCAUCGUAAAGACCAACAAUACACUUCCAGUUCACCAACCAAUUUUCCGAGAAAAUUAUUACGGACAAACAAUACUCUUUUGCGAGUUAUUCGUCCAUCAAUUUUCGGACCAGAAUAUUAAUGACUUACAAACCUUUGACCAUUUUGCACCAGGAGUAGAAUUCGUCAUUCAUUCUUCAGAGAAGCAUCGUAAAGACCAACCGUAUUCCUAUUACGAUUACCUCGUACGUUACCAAUCAUUACGCCCGAAGCACCGGAAUCGCUGUCAAACCGUUUUCUUUCGGAUUCGACCAUGAAUCGGAACUUCGAUAUGAAUUCCACAAUAUAUAAGAGUGUACAUUCCAUGAACGGUAACUCAACACCUGAACCAGAAAAUAGGACCGCAGAUAUAUCGAACAAUAUUGAAGACAGGAUAUAUUUUUCAACAACAACGGGAUUCGAUGUGUAUUAUUACCCCGGCUAUUCUUUCGAAAGACCGAUAUAUCAAGUUAUAUGGGAAGUAAUGGUGAUAACAACAACACUAAUCAACAUUUUGGUGAUCGUAGUGCUGCUAAGGAAAAAUAUGAGAAAUCCAACAAAUAUGAUUCUUACAGCUAUUUCUUUUUCUGAUACUUUGACUGGAGUGGUAACUCUUCCAACAUAUAUCAUGGUCUAUCAGCAAUUUGAGCCUGCGCAAAUGAAUGACCAACGUGGAAAUGGCGACGAACUUGAAAUAACAACUGUAUCAGUCUCAAACGCAUCUACUCAAGGUUACAACAUUUAUGCCGAUUACAUGUACGAAUCCAACGACGCCUAUGCCUUGUCGGAAAGUCUGUGUACGUGGUUUAUGCUGACUAAGUUUUUCUUCUCGAAGACGUUUCACACAAUGUCAAUAUUUCUGACGUUGUUCCUGGGCUUUCAGCGAUUUGUUUGUGUCGCUUAUCCGUUCCUUUCUGAAAAGUUUUUCACAAAUAAAUCAACGAUUGUCACGUGUGUGCUGAUUAUCAUGCUUUCUCCCGUUCUUCAUAUUUACCACGUUGUAAAAGAGAAAGCUGAAGAAGGUAUGUGCGAAUGGAAACUUGAAAACUGCGAAGGGGACUGUGCGUUCUUGUGGAUUGUCCUGAUUUUCAGGCAUUUGAUCCCAUGCACGCUAUUGACUGUAUGUACAGUAAUGUUCGUUCGAGAACUGAGAAAGUCGCGAAUGGUUGGAGGAAACCGCAAACAAAUGGCGCGUCGCGAGCGGGAAAACCGGCGUGUAACCACCAUCGUCGUAGCGAUUGUUAUCGUGUUCCUGAUUCCCGAAAUCCCAUACGGGGUGUUCCUUUUUGUUUCCGUUAUAAGCAAGCACACGAACACAAAACCUGAUUUGGAAAAGAUUCGCGCAAUCCACGCCAUCUAUGAACUCACCCUAGUCACAUCGUUUCAAGCAAACUUUUACAUCUACACAAUCAUGAACAAGCGUUUCCGCGAAGGUCUCAAGAGAUCGAUCCUUUACUGUGCUAAAUCAUUGCUUGGACGUCCAUACCAAUGGUCGGUGUCUCGAAGUCAAUCCGAACGCUCUGAACAAAGAAGAACAUUUCAUUCAACCACAUAUUCCAAGAAUGGAACUCUGUUAAGGCAUAUGAACCCCGAUUAUGUCGGCAAAACUUUAAAAGAAGAACCUUUUCUAACGAAGACAAAACUUGCAAACGAUGCAGGUGUUCCCGGGGACUUCAAAUACGAGUAGCAGAGAGAGCAUGGAAAACAUACAACAUGCUACAUUCCAUGAAUGACAAUUCCAUACGUGUGAAGCUGCUGAUUUCUAGGGCAAAGAAAUACUUGUGGCAUUAUAGUUAGCUGCUUAAAGUGUUAUUGCCCUUGUGAAUUCAUUUCAAUUGAUGUAUUACAUUAUCAUUGAUGUUGACGUAUUAACUAGACUGUGGUUAGUUAUUUAACACACACUUUUGAAAGUAAAAGUAAGGCGAGUUAGUCAUACUCUCUUUGGAAUUCUUAAGGCGAAGGCAGACAGGUACAUAAGUUCCCUCGAAUGUUUCUUGUAUUUAGUUCACAUACCAACCUGGCUUGCUGUUUAAGUAAAUCUUUUAAACAAAUCGAUUAUACAGAAUGAGUGAAUAUAUUUUCAUGUACAUGUUUUUUUUAUUUAGUAUUCUUUUAAAAGUAGAAUAUCCCUUUAAAUCAAUGGUUUAUGUUUGACAAUAAUGCAGUAAAUAAUUCAAGCAAAACGAUAUCAAAUAUAGUUGCAAUUGUUUUUCUUUUUCGUAACUCUCAUUGACCGAAUAUAUAUAAAGUAUAUAUUGACUUCUGAUGCACUAUGAUAUCAACGGUUACUCGCUGUUUUUUACAAGAAUGUUCCAUGGAUAUUUCAGAAUCUCAGAGGAGGCGUUCUGCAUGCCUGCUUAGUUUACUCAUUCCACACAGAGCAUGCUAUCAAACACUAGAAAGUAAUUUAGAAUAUAUGGAAUAAAAUGAUGCGUUUACUAUUAGCCGUAUAUUUAGAGAGAAGUGAUAUGAGUUUCUCUGCCUUUAUUUAAUCAUGACGAUUAUAAAAAAGUAUUCAAAUACAUUGUUUCUUUAGUUUGUGUAUGAAUAAUUUCUUAUAUGUAUUUGUGUGAUAUUGUUUUGUUUUUGAUGCUGUUGUUGUUUUUUAAAUGUAGAGAUAUUUUGAUUUUAUUUAUGGGCUUAUUUGUGCAUCAACUUUUUUUGCCAAAUCCAGUUUGCAAUAUAUCAAAAUCUUAAAUACACCUAAAUAGUCCAUAUGUUUGACAAAAUGUGUUGGCAAUGAAAGAAAAAGGAACCCUUAAAUAUUUUGUGAAAAAAGUUAAAAAGAGUUUCCCCAUAAAAUAUUAAUCUCAUUUUAGCAUGUACUAUAAGCUUUCGAGGUCCAACAAAGGAUUGCAAACUUAUUACAUAAUAUUGAAGACUUUUACAUUUUUUUUUCAGCGAGCUGCAUGCUUAAAGAUGUACUCUUACGCCCAAAUAAGCUUUACCACAAUAAAUACAAUUAAUUAUGAAUAAUUGUUGUAUCAGUGGUUCUUAUGAUGUAUUCCAAGUUUAAUUUGAAAGAAAUGUACAUAAUCACGUUAUUUCAACCUUAUGAGACCAGAGUAGAUCACAGUAAAUCUUUUAGCAUUCACCAAUCAUUUAAUAAUUUUGCGAAUUCAGCUAAAAAAUACACGGCUACAAUCUUGUUAUCAGUUAUUGAUAUUUUCCAUAAAUGCCUUAUUUAGUAAUAAGUUGAUGGUUUAUCACUCAACAUUGAUGUUUGUUAUACAUGUGUAUGUAUUGAUUUCGAAUAAGAGUGUCACUUUA